This is a messenger RNA of Capra hircus (goat), 2768 nucleotides long. It is a transcript of the gene PPCDC, whose product is annotated as phosphopantothenoylcysteine decarboxylase. The record is from RefSeq and is a predicted model, not a curated record. Gene Ontology annotation, molecular function: FMN binding; phosphopantothenoylcysteine decarboxylase activity. Gene Ontology annotation, biological process: coenzyme A biosynthetic process. The coding region runs from base 95 to 643 and encodes 182 amino acids. Gene Ontology annotation, cellular component: phosphopantothenoylcysteine decarboxylase complex. The transcript is spliced from 6 exons. Lineage: Eukaryota; Metazoa; Chordata; Mammalia; Artiodactyla; Bovidae.
GUCAGAAUCAGCGGGAGGGGCGACCGGGAUACCGCGAUGUUUGGGGCUGCUCCGAGACGCGCCUGGCGCGGAUCCUAAAUCCUGACAGAGCUUUAUGGAGCCCAAUUCUGGCAGGCUCCCAGGACUCGAAGCCACUGGACCCCACAUGGAACCAAGGGCCACAUGUUCAGCUGCUGCACCCUUGAGAAGACAGUUCCGUGUUCUCGUGGGAGUCACUGGGAGUGUUGCAGCCCUGAAGUUGCCUCUUCUGGUGUCAAAGCUUUUGGACAUUCCUGAUCUGGAAGUAGCCGUGGUCACAACUGAGAGAGCCAAACAUUUUUACAGCCCCCGGGAUGUUCCUGUCACCCUCUACAGCGACGCUGAUGAAUGGGAGAUGUGGAAGUGCCGAUCCGACCCAGUUCUCCACAUUGACCUGAGGAGGUGGGCAGACCUCAUGCUGGUGGCGCCCCUCGAUGCCAACACUCUGGGGAAGGUGGCCAGUGGCAUCUGUGACAACUUGCUUCUUUUUUACCUGCCAGGGACCAGGCCCUAUGUGGACAGACACACAGGACACAGGGAGCUGACAGUCUGGAAGGAGAGGGUUUUUGGCCUAUGCUCUGAGCUGCCAGCGCUCCCUGGAAUCUUUGGCGUUCCCCUCUACUGAGUUGGCUGAGCGGUAGAAUAUGUUCCCAAGACCAGGCCUGAGGCCCUUUGCCUCAAAGGUUUCACUUGAAGGUGCAAGUAUUUCAAAGAACCGCAAAUCCUACAAAGUAUAAGCUGUUGUCAUCAUGGUCUGUGGCUCUGUUCUCUCUCGAAAGAUGUUUUUUCCUUAUAUUCUCCCAAAGGAGCUUGCCCUGCUUCCUCUCUCCUCCAAACCUUCUCCCUGAAAUUGGGGUGCACACUGUCUAGAUCUUGGGGUGCACUGGAGCCGUGUGCUAAGUAUGAACCUAUGUUCCCAGUCUCUGGGCCCUGGGCCUGGGUGACGUGAAUCUCUGUCUAUCCUCUGGCUGACUCAGGCUCUGGCCCUUCUUUGUGCUAAAUAACCAAGCAGAUCCAGAAAGAGGAGAUAACUUCCCUGGGUCACCUGUCUAGCUGGCAGCUGGUCUCCUAUCCCAGAUCCAGGCCUUCUCUUAGCCCAAGCGGAUUCCCAGGGGCAGCCUGAGGUGCUACAUACAGCAUUGGCCAGACAGAAAUGACCGUGGGAACUGAUGCCUCCUUUCAGUCUUCCUGCUGCCAGAAGGUUCCUGCUGGAGCUGUGGUUUGUCCGGGAAGCGCUGAGCUUCGUGAUGAGAUGGGAAAAGCUGGAGACGUAUGGAGCACAGAGGGGUUGAGUUUCUGCUCUGGUGGGCGUGCUUUGCUUUGAGGGCAUUUAGAAACUCCAGCCCUGCCACCACCCACCUCACACGGAGUCAGGGGACUCUUCUAGGUAUGCUCAUGGCUUCUGCAGAAGCAGCAGGUGGCACGGGGCCAAGAGGAAGUGUGGACUGAAACUGUCCACUCACAGCCGGGUUGCCCCACCGCAAGGACUUGGUGGGGAGACAAGCGCUGUGUCUGAGAUGACGUGAGCAGCCAGGGUCUGAAGCUGUGUGCUGACCUGCUUCCUUCCUGUCGCAGGAGAGGCCAGGGGCCCUGAGGAGGGCAGGCAUUUUCCCUGGCCCAUCCGUGGCAUUGUUCUCUAGACUCCCCCUCUUUUCCCAGACAGGCUCCCCUUCAGGGAAGGAGUGUGCCCACCACUGGCUCCCUGAGGGGCCCACAGCCCAGGCAGAGGUGCCUAGAGCUGUCAGAGCCCAGGGGAGUGCACUGCUGUGGGCCCCUGAGCUUAUUUCCCUCCAAGGCAGCCCCUGGCCCAGGGAGCCUGUCUGUAAUAAUAACAGGACCUACUAUUUCUGGAGCCUGUAUCUGUGCCAGGCCUGUGCAAAGAGCUUUAUAAGCAUUCUCACCCUCCAUCUGCACGACCACCCAGGGAGAGGGCUUUUGCAGAGAGGAACCUCAGACUUCUGUCAUGAAAGGACUUGUUCAAGUUCUCAUGGCUAGUCACAGCAGAGAGCACAGCAAGAUUUGAACCCAAGUCCGUGUGAUUGCAAAGCUCACAGCACUGAAGACUCCGUCCGUGAGCUGGUCUGUCCUUUUCAUAGCUGCUCAGGUAGUGACUUGGAGGGGCCUGGCAGCGGGAGGUAGUGAAACCGCACGAGGCAGUGGAGGACUUGGGCGCUGUGCAGAGCUUCCCCCAGAUCACUGGGUGUCACCCUGGGUAGCAGCUCACCUCCUAGAAGUGCAGCUUCCCCUCAGUGACGUGGGACAGCAGCUUCUUUACAGGGUCACAGGGCGGGCUCAUGAGAUAGCACGUGGGAGAGGGUCUGGUCCCGUGGAACCUGUUCUCAUGGCCACGCUUUAGUUGGCCUCAAGAAGAGCUAGUGUGGGGUAGACGGGCCCACCUGCCUGGCAGCCUGGUCCUCAGCUUUGCAAGAGCCACUGCGAGGUAUAGCUGGCUGUAGGGAAGACAGAUGCUUGGGCACCAGGAGCCCUUUCUACACAGAAGUGGAGGUAUGCUUGGAGGUGGCUGGGCCAUGGCCAGCGUUAGUGGAGCAGCUCCUGUAUGUUUGGCCCUAUGUCAGAGCCUAGGGGGAGGUGGGAGGGACCCAGAGACACAUCCUCAAAGUAACGAGACAGCAGACAGUGGCCCCCAGUCACUCCAGGCCCACAGCUGGCUGUAGCCUGGAAGCAGUGGGUAACAGUUGGGAAGUCUGGGGAGGGGUGGCAGGCAGAGCAGCAGGCACGCCCACCCUUCU